GCAAGGUUUCUAGAUCGGCCGACGUCUACCCACCACUCAUCUAGUUCAGCCACUGAAGGUCUAUGUUUGUGGGUCUUGACUUAUAGGCAUCGACUUCGCGCAUUGCCUCAACUAGAUCUUGUUCCUUGAUAUCCAACGAUCCCUGCAUUGUUGAUAUAGCAUAACGCGUCUACCCAGCAUUGGUUUAAUGUACUGAUACCUCCUGUUAAGGCAUUCAGGAGGACCCACAUAAGUGAUGAACCGAACUACUUUUGACAUCCAACCGAUUGGCCGCUUCUAUGGCUCCAAUACGACGAUUCGUCGUCCCAGAGAAAUAACUUCUUUCUCCUACGAUGAUAACCAUGAGUUUCAUCUGGGAGACCUGUCUCUGCGGUACUACUAUCCACCAAGUCUUCCGGCCGAUUUGAACAAAGGCUUUGAUAGUUUCCAGAAAUUGGAUGACGCCGGGGAUGAACAUCUCGAUGCUUUGCUAGAGAGUAUCAUAGCCUUGGAAAAGGAGACAGGAAAGAAAUGCGAAGCCGACAUCAUUACUUGGCGUGGCAUGAUGACGAAGAUCCUCACGGCCCCAUUUGACAAUAUGAAUGGAUUUGAAAUGAAUGCGACGUGCUUCCAGGGAACUAUUUUUAUCGAAGAGAACAACGCCUUCAAAAACCAGCAAAAGCAAAUACAACAUAGCCAAAGAAUGCCACCUGGGAUGGCUUCCCAGGAGUUAAUGGCAUACUGGGGGUACAAGUUCGAGACCUUGUCGGUACUUGACCAGCCGUGGGAUCCGACACCCCGUCAUGAGAUUGAAAGUCGGGAAGAUCUAACCGUGAACAACAACGCCCAAUACUGUUCUGUAGCCCGCACUGGGAUAGGUCAUACGAAGCUAGUCAUUGGCGGAGAGGUUGAUGCCUUGUGGGACUGCAAACCAGACCGUAAGGAGGACCCUAUUAACUGGGUGGAGCUCAAAACGUCUGCGGAGAUUCGCAAUGAUCGCGACAUGUUCAAGUAUGAGCGAAAAUUAUUAAAGUUCUGGGCACAGUCAUUUCUCCUUGGCGUCCCUAAGAUCAUUGUUGGUUUCCGCGACCAGCACGGUAUUCUCCGUCGUCUGGAGGAAGUUGAAACCGCCAGCAUACCGAGCAAAGUCAAGAAAGUUGGUCGGAACACCUGGGAUGGAAACAUCUGUAUCAACUUCACCGCUGCAUUCCUUGAAUUUCUCAAGUCCACCGUCAGCGAAGGGGGAACGUGGCGAAUCCGCAAGCCAGAGAAGUCCUCACUCAUCGAGCUCUACAAGGUCGAGGAGAGCGGGACCGGCGAUAUCAUUUCUUCAUCCUUUUUGGAAUGGCGGGCAUCGGCUAAUGCAACUGCCGAAUCAUGACUUUGCUAACCCACCUUUCCCAUAUUGACGACGUUCUCAGGGAGGGCGGCUGUAAAUGCGAUGUUGUGUUGUGCCCAACACAGGUAUCUGUGGUCACCUGGCCCUCGGUAA
Molecule: messenger RNA, 1471 nt
Organism: Aspergillus candidus
Lineage: Eukaryota; Fungi; Ascomycota; Eurotiomycetes; Eurotiales; Aspergillaceae
Product: DXO/RAI1 family decapping nuclease
Exons: 9
Coding region: 236-1360 (374 amino acids)
Biological process (GO): nuclear-transcribed mRNA catabolic process; NAD-cap decapping
Cellular component (GO): cytosol; nucleus
Molecular function (GO): mRNA 5'-diphosphatase activity
Source: RefSeq, a predicted model, not a curated record